AUGCAGGUUGGUUUCGGUGGUCGCGACUCAGGAGAUAAAAACCCGUUCACCCCAAAGGCUUACGUGGAACGUUAUUGGGACAGACAUGUCAGCAGCAGCUUCCCCAAGCCAUCCUUCCUUCUUUCCAAGGCUUCCCCAAUGACAGCCGCCGACACCGCCUCCUUCGCUAAGCUCGCCGCCGCCAACACCCUCUCCACACGGUUGCCGGAUUUUUGCUCCGCCGCGCACCUUCUCUGCUUCCCGGAGGUCCGUCCAAGCCUAGAGAAACACACCAAAGACGAGAAUUUUCAAACCUACAACGACGGCCAGAACUUCACCAACUACGGAACGAGUAGCGCCGGCGGACUCGACACGUUUAAGAACUACUCCAACGAUAUCUUCAGCACUCCUGUCAAUGAUUUCCGCCGAUACAGCCGUGGAGCCGCUGGCCACGAAGAAACCUUCACCGGCUACGCCAGCGACACCAACGUCGCCGACCAGAGCUUCCACACGUACGGCACCAGCACCGCCGGAGGCUCUGGUGAGUUCAAAAAUUACUCCAGCAAUUCAAACGUCCCCGACCUGCGAUUCACCACCUACUCCGACAACACCGCUGGGAGGACGCAGUCGUUCUCCAGCUACAGUGAGGACGGUAACGCCGGCAGCCAGACAUUCCAGAGUUACGGCAAGAACUCCGCUGGAGCCGCAAACGACUUCACAGCCUACGGAACAGACUCCAACGUUGCCUCCUCUGGGUUCACGAACUACGGCAAGGGAGGCGCGAUUCCCAAUGACACCUUCACGAACUACGGCGUUAACAUGAACGUGCCCGAAGAGACCUUCAAGAGCUAUGCAGACGGAACCCAUGGUGGCACUGAGAGUUUUGCCAACUACAGGGACCAGUCCAACGUCGGUGACGACUCGUUCCAAUCCUAUGCUAAGAACACCAAAGAAGGGACCCAUGUGGACUUCAAGAACUACGGCAACUCGGCGAACCCAGGUUCCGACACUUUCAAAGGCUACGCCAAAGGAGCCGAAGGGGAUCACAAGGUUGGCUUCACUGGCUACGGCGUUAACACUAACGCUACCUUUAAGGAUUACGCCAAAGAGGGUGUUUCCUUCGCUACUUACAACACCUCUUCCUCUCCCUCUUCUACUUCUAAAACCGUUCGCGACAGUUUAGUGAAAAGGUGGGUUGAACCCGGUAAGUUCUUUCGCGAGAGCAUGCUUAAGGAAGGAACUGUCAUGCCCAUGCCAGAUAUAAGGGAUAAAAUGCCACAAAGGUCGUUUUUGCCCCGCUCCAUUUUGGCGAAACUGCCCUUCUCUUCUUCAAAGGUUGAGGAGUUGAAGGGCGUGUUCAAGGUGUCGGAUAACUCCUCCAUGGACAAGAUGAUCAUGGACUCUUUGACUGAGUGCGAGAGAGCACCCAGCGUCGGAGAGGUGAAGCGUUGUGUGGGCUCUGUCGAGGAUAUGAUUGAUUUUGCAACCUCUGUUUUGGGCCAUAAUGUGGCGGUUUGGACCACUGAGAAUACAAAUGGGUUCAAUAAGAAUGUGAUGGUGGGUCGGGUCAAAGGGAUGAACGGCGGGAAGGUGACCCAAUCAGUGUCGUGCCACCAGAGCUUGUUCCCCUAUCUGCUCUACUAUUGUCACUCGGUUCCUAAGGUUCGGGUCUACCAAACCGAUCUUUUGGACCCGGUAUCCAAGGCGAAGAUCAACCACGGUGUCGCUAUCUGUCACUUGGACACCACUGCAUGGAGCCCCACCCACGGUGCAUUCUUGGCUCUUGGAUCGGGUCCGGGUCAGAUUGAAGUUUGCCACUGGAUAUUUGAGAAUGACAUGACUUGGACCGUUGCUGAUUGA
Messenger RNA from Sphenostylis stenocarpa, 1839 nucleotides. The record is from the annotation of a GenBank genome assembly. Lineage: Eukaryota; Viridiplantae; Streptophyta; Magnoliopsida; Fabales; Fabaceae.